Malurus melanocephalus (red-backed fairy wren) is the source of this 10212-nucleotide messenger RNA. It is a transcript of the gene NCAPG2, whose product is annotated as non-SMC condensin II complex subunit G2. Gene Ontology annotation, cellular component: nucleus; condensin complex. Bases 11 to 3457 code for a protein of 1148 amino acids. The record is from RefSeq and is a predicted model, not a curated record. NCBI's taxonomy places the organism in Eukaryota, Metazoa, Chordata, Aves, Passeriformes, Maluridae. The transcript has 27 exons. Gene Ontology annotation, biological process: mitotic sister chromatid segregation.
CAAUUUCAAGAUGAAACGUGAAGCRUUUUUGCAAGUUGUGUCUAAAGAGUCAAUUGAAGAAUUCCUGCGUUACACUCAGAAUCCUAAAAAUCCAUUUGAUCCUUUUGACUUGAAUGAGCUACUUCAGGAAUUGCCAAGAAAACAAAAAGAAGUGCUAUGGCAGAGGCUGACACAGCUACUGACAGCGACCUUGCUGGAGAAUCCUGUGGAAACAUGGCACAGGACUGGAGAUGAUAGAAGUGGUGAUGACAUGGAAGUUGAUACAGUUCCAGAAAUGAAACAAACUGUAGCAGUGAUCCAUGGAGUGGCAGCUGUUGUUACUGCUUCCAUACCUGCAGUGGAUGAAAAUGUAAACUACAAAGCUCUUGUAGAAUGCGUUUUUAUGCUAAAUCGUAUUCUUCCUGCAUUACCUGCAUCUGAAAAGAUCCUMCAGGAUGCUAUCCAGCGUGUCUGUCAGAUGUGGUGGGAGAAGGGACUGGAAGGGAAGGAGCAGCUGGGGAAGACUCUGUUUGUCAUUCUGCUGAGAAAAAGCCUGAAUAAAGCUGCUACGGGUGCAGAUACAGUUCGAGUAUGGAAUCUACAUCAGACAUUGCUUUGUUUUGAUUAUGAUUCAGAGGAAACUAAUGAAGUCAAAGACUUGUUGCUUCAGUGUUUUAUGAGUGUAAAACACAUUAAGAAAGAAGAGGGAAGAAGAUUCCUGAGUUUUUUGUUCAGCUGGAAUGUAAACUUCAUUAAAAUGAUACAUGGAACUGUUAAAAACCAAUUACAGUUCUUUCCAAGAUCCUCGAUGGAACACAUUUCAGAAGUUUACUUCAGGGCGUGGAAGAAGGUUUCAGGAGAAUUUAUAGAGGUGCUUGAAAGUGACUGCAUUCAGGAUUUCAUGUAUCAUGGCAUUCAUCUUCCCAGAAGUUCUUCUGUUCAUUCAAAAGUUAGAGAGAUACUGUGUUAUUUUCAUAAACAAAGUAAAGUUCGUCAAGGAGUUGAAGAAAUGCUCUAUAGAUUGUAUCGGCCUAUCCUCUGGAGAGCACUGAAGGCCAGAAAUUCAGAAGUUCGAGCAAAUGCAGCAUAUCUGUUUGUUGAUGCUUUUCCUGUUCGUCAUCCCAGUUUAAAUGCUGAAGAGAUGGACAAYGAAAUUCAGAAACAGUUUGAAGAACUUUUUAGUCUCUUAGAUGAUCCUCAUCCAGUUGUCCGCUCUACAGGAAUACUUGGAGUUACUCAGAUAGCAUCCAAAUACUGGGAGAUGAUUCCUCCAACAAUUCUUGCUGAUCUUUUAAAAAAGAUAACUGGAGAGCUGGCAUGUGAUAUAACAUCUGCUGAUGUUCGAUGCUCUGUUUUUAAAUGCCUACCAAUAAUUUUGGACAACAAACUAAGUCACCCACUACUGGAACAGCUCCUGCCUGCAACCAAAGACAGUCUCCAUGACAAUUCAGAGAAAGUGCGAGUGGCUUUUGUGGAUAUGCUGCUGAAAGUGAAGGCUACCAAGGCUGCUAAGUUCUGGUGUAUCUGUCCCGUGAAUCAUCUUCUGUAUCGCCUUGAAGCUGAUUCUCGGCCGGUGUCCCGGCGCAUYGUGAAUCUCCUGCUGAACUCCUUCUUCCCCAUUAACCAGCCUGAGGAUGUGUGGUGUGAGCGUUGUGUCACUCUGAUCCAGAUGAACCCAGCAGCAGCCAGAAAGUUCUAUCAAUAUGCUUGUGAAUUUACUGCCCCCACCAAUAUAGCUAAAUUGAUGCUCACUAUUCGGCGCUGCUUGAAUGCCUGCAUCCAGAAAGAGAAACUUCAUGACAGUUUGGAUAAGGAUGAUGAUGAUGGUGACAAUGGAAAUGAAAAAGAGAACACAAGUGUAUUGGAUAAUGUGUUGUCAGURAAUGAUGUGGCCAGUAUGGCCAGUUUGUUGGAGAUAACUGUGAUACUAUGGAGAAGUAUCUACAAAGCACUAGAUCACAAUGAAGAUGCCAAAGAUUAUGCUAUCAAGAAGUUUGCUUCUGUACUUCCUCAAUAUUUUAAAGUAUUUCAGGACGAGCGUUGCACAACUCCAUUGGUUAUUCUGGCAUCCUUUCUUCCUCCUGCUGCUAUUCCUACAUUCAGCUGUGGUGUGAUUUCCAGGCUCAGAAAUAUUAACAGUGGAGCUGACCAAAGCAAAUAUUCGACCCUGAUCGACUGCCUGUGUCGCUGGGGUCAAGUGGGACACAUUAUGGAAUUAGCCUCUGAUUGGCUGUCUGACACACUCACCCCAAGAAAGAGCACUAAAACACCUAGACGUCGAGUGCGUAUCCACGUAACACAUGAAUCAAAGCCAGGCUUAGCAAUUGAUUACCUUGAGUAUUUGUUGACUCAUCCUGUCAAUCGUGGUUGCCUCCUUUCUGUUCCUAAAAAGAAACUGAAGAAGCUUUUGAAAAUCCUCCAUGCUGCAGAGAGGGUUCUUGGCUCAAUUCUGAAAGGAACGGAUACACAUUCUGGUAGAUGGACUCAAGCAACCAGCCUAAGAGCAUUCAGCCUCUUUUGCAGGUUGAGUAUUCAUCUUCAGCACAAGUUUUCUGAAGAAGGAGAAGAUUACCUCUCACUUUUGAAGGAGACAGGUGCUUGGAUAGAAAGUCAAGUUUUACCUUUUGUACUAGCAAGUGAUCAAGAGGAUGGUAUUUCAAAACACAGUGAUCUUUCUGAAUCAAUUAUCCAGACCUACCUGACAGUAUGUAAAGAUGUCAUAAUGGUGGGCCUGGGAAAUCUCACGUUUCAAGCACGCCUUUUAGAUAUGGCUCUYCUGAUUCUGCAAACAGAGAGAGGUGGCUUUUGUGCUCCAGUGUUACUGUGUGCUCUAAAAGAAAUUACUGAAGCUUCUUUAACUCAGAAUACUGAGACAGAUGAAGUGACAAAUCUUUUCCACACUCUACAGAACGUCUUUCAGAAAAUUUUAGAAUGUGUGGCACAUAGACUUAAGAAACAACAGGAAGAAGGGAUUCAGUUGAUUAACUCCAUUCAGAUGCCUCUUGGAGAAUUCAUCCAUGCACUGCAGUCCUGGCAUUCCUCAAUCCCAGCAGUUCACCGGGAUAUACUCUCCACUCUCUUGGCUGCAAUAGUUGCAGAGAUAAAUUGUGUGCUACAGAAGGCUUCCAGUGAAAAAGACUUGACUAUACCAAAGACUGUUUCAGACCUUCCCCCUGUUUCAAGCUGUUUAAUGACUGUAAUUAUGAAGUCAGUUAAUGUUAUCAGGUCAAUUUUAAAUGAAUUAAUGGAGUGCAUUCUCUCUGAAGAAAUUGAAGGGAUUUUUAGUCUAACAGCUACUCUCUGCAUUGUGAUUAUAAUUAAAGGUAAGCACAAAACUUCACUCCUAAAGGAUAUUGCACCUGCCAUUCAAAGGAAACUGAUAACAUGCGAGUAUGCUGUGACAGGAGAAUCCAGCAGCACUGAAAGAUUCCUGUGUGAAUCAUCUCUGAAAAUUUUGGAUGAGUUUUUGAAUUCUUGACCACGCAGAAGUUUUGUUGUGAAAAUUGAAGGCAGAUGUAUYGCUUUUUACAGAACUUACUUUGUAAAUUUGUGAAUUGUUUAAGGUUUUCUGUUAUUCUGUACAUUUAAAGCAAGCAAAAUGUAUAAAAGUGURUAUAGAAAUUAUGUAAUAGUAAAGAUUUUUCAACAGCUACAAAGGGGUUAUUCUGUAUAACUUGGGAGGAGUGUAAAAUCAGUGGUUUUGUAUCUUUGUUUUUGUAAAACAAAUAAUAAUUGUAUCAUAGUCUCAGAAACAUCUGAGUUCACACAUAACCUCAGUCCCUGGGAAGACUAAAACAUAUUCCUAGGGGUCAUGGAAUUAUUUUAAGACAUGUGAGGGACAAAUUGGUGAUUGGGAAUAGGCAUAGUGGUUUUACCCAGGGUAAACUCUGCCUACCCUGCCUGAUUUCCCUCCGCUUUGUAGAAGAGAGAGCAGAGAAUGUCCUGUUCCCUGUCAUUGGCAAAGACUUUUACACAGUCUUAUACAGUAUCCUUUCAGCCAAAUUGGAGAGAGAGAUGGGCUGGAUGGGUAGACUUGGAAGGUGAGUGGGAAAGUGUCUGUACCAUGAGACUGGAAGAAUUAUCUGCUAUGGGGUGAGAUUGGCAGCUGUGGCUGUGCCCUGCUGCCAGCGCUGGUUGGUGACAGGGURAGUGGCUGCCUUGGACUGAUGGCAGAUUACACCAGCUGGGAGCCAUGGCUGACACUCAGGGGCAUCUCCUGAUGCUCAGCAAAGACCUGCUCCUGAAGGACAAAUCCUGCACUAUCCAUGGAGCAACCUGCACAAGGGCAGCUUCUUGCUGCCUCCUCCUGCCUGCAGGACGGUAAAGGAAAGACUUCCCUUGGAGGGGCACAUGGAGGAGAAUAUGAGGCAACAGAAACAACUUGCAGCAAGACAAUUUCUUGUUGGACAUGAAAAACAAUCGUUAUGAGAGUGAAUUGAACCUGGAAAUGGAACUGGAAUAGGCUGCUCAGAGAGGCUGUGGAAUACCCAUCCUUGGAGAUGUGCAAGACUUGGCUGACAAGGAGGGCUCUGACCAUCCAUCAUGUCAUAGCUUUGGAGUUACCCCUGCUGUGCUAGGAAUCGGACCAGAUUCUCCUCUGAGCUUCCUCAUAACUUGGAUAUUCAGGUGAUUCAGUAUCCAGUACAGUGGGGGGAAAUGGUUUAACUAUUAACCAUAGACUUGAUUAAUAUCUAAAUUGUUUUAUAUUUAGGUAUUUUUAAAAAUUAUUGCUAUUUUUGUAAGUUAAUACAAAUAAUGCAGGUAAUGCAGGCAUCUAAGCCACUUAUUUCAUUUUCUUCAUGCAACCAGAUGCUCUUCCAAGACUAAAAGAAUGCUGAUUCCACAAUAUUAUUUUGCCUUAAUGGAGAUUCCUGUAACUUACCUGUCUGAGCUCAUGGUAUUGUUCAGGCCCAGCCAGCAACCGGGCACCACCCAGCUGCUCCCUUACUGCCUCCACUCCUUCUGCCGCAAGGGCAGGACUGGAAGGGUAAAAGUCAAAAAGAAACUGUUUAAUAAUUAAGGAAAAAUAAUAAAACUUAUUCAAAUUGUAAGGAAAAUAGGAAAAAGGAGAGGGAAAUAAAGCCACCCAGCCAGUCCCGGAGUGGUGUCCCCCACAAUCUGCCCCCCAGUUCAUUGCUGAGCAUGCUGUCAUAUGGUGUGAGGAAUCCCUUUGGUCACUUGGGGUCUCCUGUCCCAGCACUGUCUCCUCUGUACUUGYGGUGCACUCCCAGCCUCCUUAGGGAUGAGGUGAAAAGCAGAGAGGCCAUGAUGCUGUGUAAGCCCUGUUCAGUGAUACCUAAAAUAUCCCUGUGUUAUCAGCACUGUCUCCAGAACAAAUCCAAAAUGCAGCCCCAUGCCAGCUCCUGUGGAGGAGUUUAUCUCAGCCAGAAGUACAGCUCCUAAUGCUUUCCUUUUGUCUGGUUUAGGAGAUUUAAUAGGAAUCUGUAGAAAAUGAUUCAGCCAUAGACCAAAGUCACAUCCUCCAGUUUAGACCUGGAGGCCUGGACAUAUAGCACUUAGUUAUCUGCAAUUAGGUGAAAAGGUUCUUGGGGUGGGCCUGUGCAAAUGGCUGUUGCAUCUCCAGUGUUGCUGAGUGGCACUGACACAGAAGUUUACCAAUCUGGCCAAAUUAAGACAGACUCUUCAUUCUUGAUUAAGAUUUGUGCGAAGCUGUACCUCCCAUCUGUAAAUCAGUAUCAUCUGCUGUGCUGGUUUUCCUACUGUGAUAAGAGACUAAGAUUUUUUUARGUAUAUGCUCUGUGCGAUGAACUGCCUUCAUCCUGCUUUAUAUCAGAUCACUACCUGACUUUGGUACACAAAACUUCCCUACUGGAUAAAGCUGCUUUAGCUGGAAUGUUCAUAUUUAAAAGCAAUGCAGUUGUUAAUAAACAACUGGCAAGCUUUGCAAAAGGGUAGUCUGUAUGUGCAUGGGUUCAUGAGUUCCAGAUUUAGCUCAUCCACAACAGUGGCAUGACCAAAGGGAACUAAUGCUGCCCAGCAGGUAGCUGCAGAUCUGCCAACUGUUUAUCUAUCAACAUCGUCAUAAAARCUGUGUUCUUUGGCCUUCAUUCUUCUACAUCUGUUAACAGGCAGGUGUUCCRGUAAUGACCUUUUAAAUCUUCUGAUUAUACAAAUUACUCAAUGAGUAKGUAAAUAAGUUUCUUUUUUCUGCUGCUCAGUCUCUCAGUAUUUGCUCAUAUCAUUAGAUUAGAAAAGAAUUCAAAUUUACUGCCUUGUUUCUCCUCAGUGUAUAAUUUUGCUUUUUUCAGUUUUCAUGGAAUUCACGUACAGAUGCAAUACUCUUGCGCCUGAAAGAAAUAAAGGUCGUUCCAUUAACAUGAGAAAUAUGCGGAUUACUUUGGAAGAAGUCAGAGGUGAUAUUGGUAGGAAGGGUAAAAAAUUUGAAGAUAAACUUUUGUCUUCCUGGUGGCUGGUACUCAAGUGGUUCUCAAGAGUGUUGAAAUAAUUUYCUGUUUAUCCUGCAGCUGGUGAACAUAUUUCAUCUCAAUUUCUAGUCCAGCUCUACUAAACUGCUCUGCCAUGAAAAAACAUUGGCUUUCUGCAACACAAAUAAUGGUGUUAUUGGGAUUCCUUGAGCCAAGGUCUGUCAGGGUUUUCUCCUUAGGCCUUUGUGGCAAAUUUCAUGAGAAUACCAGAGGAGUUCUAUGUUUUACUUGCUGGUCUCAUUGCAAGCUUUAGUCCUGUAAAAUUUUAAAUAUAUAGUUUCCUUCUGUUUGGAUGAUACAAAUAAAUAGGACGUUUCUUAAGCUAUUAUCUUCUGUAAACUUGCAAAACAGAUUUGUUUCAUCUUAUUAAUCAAAAGUUCUGUUGGGGAAGAAGUGGUACUUUUUGGGUAUAUUUGAAAACUUUCCAUAAUCUUAAGAUAGGCCUUUUGAUAUCUGUUCAACUUUUUCAAGAAGUUGACCUGAUUUUGUGUAAUAAAAUUGCUUGAAAAAUGAGUAAGAAAACACUAGAAAAAUACUCCUUUGGGCAGUUGGCACUGGCAGGUGCUGGUGAUGAAGAGCUCCCUGCAGAAUAARUAUUCUGGUCACAGUUGUAGCUGUGAGUGGCAUGUCUGGAACUCUUCCCUUUGUGCAUAYACAUUCAGGAUCAAUAAUACUGAAGAAAGCAUUAACUAUAUAGUAUUUUCAGUAAUUAUCGUUGUUUGUAAAGAUUCAGGUCCUUUUUGUGAUGACAAUGUUCAUUUGCUUUGUUGUUUGGAUGGGAAACAAAGCCCAGCAUCUGCCACCUAUCACAGCUUCAACUUGUGAGCUGAGGAAAAGCCAGGAAAAAUGCUCAAGCUUCUUAGCAAAUAAAUGUCUUCAGGUAUGGAUCCAAGCACACAAAACUCCAGAUUUGCCAAGGAAAUUUAAAAAAUCCACCUUGUGCCUGCUGUUUACUCUCCAUGAGAGCUGCAACUCACUUUACAUUUAAACUCCCGUGUGCUGCUCCUUUCUAGUGCUUUGGGGUCUUCUGACUUACAGAAGGAAAUGGGAGAGAGUAAUUUUGACAAAAUCUUUCACCUCCCUUGAGAGAUGCAUGGUGAAGGACACACAGCGAAGGAUAAUGACUGAAAUGUGAAACCAUGACACACAGCAGUGAACUUUCCAUAUUUGCUGAUCUGCUCCAGUGUCUUGCAAACCAAGAGCGGUGCAUUGUGUCCAGCUGUGCCUGUGCCUGGAGCCCCUGCCGUGGCAGCUGCCCAUWUCUGAGAGAAGAGCUGGCUUAGUGCUGGCACCUUGACAAGCAGCUGGCCAAGCAGCUUUCAGGAACAGCUGCAGAACAUUCCAUGGGUAGCCAGCAGUUCUCCAGGUUCAUUAAGCCCUUGCAAAUAGGCACAGGUCUUGCCUAAUCUGCUUCAGGUAAGAAUUCUUGAUCCUGGCCUCUGUGGCUGCCUGUCUGAGCAUGACCUGAGGCUAAGCCCCAGGCUUCAAACAGUUGUAUAAUUUCAGCUUUCAUUUACUCAGUAAUCACUGGGUUUUUUUACUCAGGUUAUUCAGCAUAGAUGUGUUCUUGGUCUUUUCUAAUCAGAGUCCCUCAUCUCUCUCCAGUUCCUCAUCAUGGUUCUAGCAAAAUUGCAGAAAUUAUAUGCUGUAGCACUGAGAAAACUUUAGCAGUGGAAAUCCAUUCUCUACCUGUCAGUAUCUUUUAAAACAGUGUGGCUGUAGGAGUUCUGUUACUUUUAUUUUCUUUACUGCUCAUGACUCUAGGAAGUAUAAACUGUUACCAGGCCUUUYCUCUCGUGUCAGUCUUUUUAACCAGAGAACCACCUUGUUCUUAAUAACGUGACUUGGUUCUCAAACACGACAAUUAAUUCAUGGCAUUUACGUUACUUGACGCCACUUUACUAGAUUCUUCCUAUGUAAAAUUCUAUUUUGUUUUAUACCCUAUCAACUUGUCCCAGUUUCAAAUAUGUGUUCAAACUUCAUUAGUUUAUACUUACUUGUUGUGCUGUCAUUAAAAUAUUAAGUCAGAUGCUGUUCCAAAACAGCAGUUAGUAAUUACUUUUCAGCCUAAUCUCGUUCCCUCUUCCAUUCAGUUGGUUCCUUACGCAUCUUACUACACCUACAAUAAAUCUUGUCUUGGCUUAAUACAUUUUUAUUAUGCUGCAGUAGCAGAUGUUCUGUUGUAAAGCCUUACAUUUUAAACAGGUACUUUUUAGCAGUUCUUCCUGGAAAGGCACAUGAAUCCUGUGUGGCCACAUGCCCACAUCAAACACAUGGAGGAUAGAGCCAGCCCAGCCUCCUUUUGAGUUCUUUACAGUGUGCAGUGGUGUGUGCUUCCUGCCUUUUGGGGUAAUUAUUAACCACUUAGAUAAACUGUGUGUGUUAGCACAACUUUCAUCUGAAUAAAGAAUAUUGAUUUGGCUUUUUUUUCUUUUAUUCCUACUGUAACCAUCCUCACUUACCCACUGCUUAAGAUGGUACCUGAGCACCAGCUUCAUAGUGAGAAAUUCAGGCGUCAUGCACGGAUCUUUCUGAAAUCUUGCCAUGGUCAUUAAAAAUAGGUGUUUGCAACUUUAUUUUCUCACAACAACAUCUAAAGGGAAAAAAACAGCAUUGGUAAGAGCCUACAAAUUCAAUUAGACCAGUCUAGGACAGUACUUAGAAACAAAAUAAAACCAAAACAGAACCCAAAGUAACUCUACCUCCUGCUCUAGUUCUAUUUAAGGACAGUGUUAAUGUCCUGUGUUGAAGGAAAAGCUCCUGUAUAGGCUGAUUUUACUCAUCACACUGCCAAAAACUACGUCCUUUCUUACACCAUCCUCAAUGGUUGGACACUACAUACCCAGACAUAGGAGAAAGAAAAGGCUUUUACUCAGCAUUUUCUCAGUUCUGCACAAAGAGAAGUUCCAAGGCUUGUCCUGCAUUUAAAAGUGGUCCUUUAUUAAAUAGGAUCAUCCUUCCUGACAAAAAUAGUUGCCUUUUUCUCAUUUUCUGUUCCCAGGUUCCCUCUCAUGGGUUGCUCUCUUGGUCUGCAGGACACUUGUUUUCAUGAGGCUGUCCCCACAUGUUGUGUAAAACACUUGUUUGCCAGUUCUUGAGCUGGUCACUGGACAGAGCAGAUGAGUUUGCCUUGUGUACAAGAGCUCCUGGGGAAUGUGCAAUGACCACAAUAAUCUCUAAUCAAACUCAAGGGCAGUAGCAAAAAUGUCUGAGAUGGACACUGCAUGGAAUGCUCUAUGUCCCAAGAAUCUGAUUUUUAAAUGUAAGAAGUUAAAGGUGGAUUUACUAUCGUCCAGGUCAGAUUUUUUUCCUUUUGUAGGUGUCUYCUAUUGUCAGAAUUUUAGAAGUUAAGAUUAUGCUAGGGCUCAAAAAGAAUGUAAAACCAGUCCAUCUGCAAUGAAAUUGAGAACUGUUUGAUUGAAGAAAGAGAUCAAGGGAUCUCAUUACAGCCUCCUGGUUCUCUGAUUUGAUCUACACUGGAAUUGACAGCAAACUUUGGCUCCUAAGCCAUCCAUCAGAGGUCAGCCAGGCUCUGAGGGAUUCUUAUCUUCCCGGCUGAGAUCACAGAGCCUUAAACUGCCUGAGUAGCACAUAAAGAUCAGGGAACCUAGCCUGCAGUUUUUAAUUUAUCAGUGGAUCAUGAUGCAUUGAUUGAAUGCUUAAAAGCAAGCCUGUUUCAGUGUGAUCUAAUAUUAGAAAGCACUCUGCUAUCUGAUGAGAGGCUCUCCAGGGCAAUUAGCACAUCUGAACAGGUGUGAUGCUUUUGACUGGAAAUAAAUUGACUUCG